Gadus macrocephalus (Pacific cod) is the source of this 838-nucleotide messenger RNA. RefSeq names its product voltage-dependent T-type calcium channel subunit alpha-1H-like. NCBI's taxonomy places the organism in Eukaryota, Metazoa, Chordata, Actinopteri, Gadiformes, Gadidae. Gene Ontology annotation, biological process: calcium ion import; membrane depolarization during action potential; neuronal action potential. Gene Ontology annotation, molecular function: low voltage-gated calcium channel activity; voltage-gated sodium channel activity. The record is from RefSeq and is a predicted model, not a curated record. The coding region runs from base 1 to 603 and encodes 200 amino acids. Gene Ontology annotation, cellular component: plasma membrane; neuron projection; voltage-gated sodium channel complex. The transcript has 4 exons.
AUGACGGCCAACGGGCACGUGGACAUGAGAGGUACCUUGGCUCCUCCCAUAAUUAUGCGAACGGCGGCCACGCCCAUGCCGACGCCCAAGAGCUCACUGGGCGCCGAGUCGGUCCUGGGGUCGGGGAUUAUCUUUGGAGAGGCGGGGCCUUGCUUCGGAGAGGCGGGGCAAGGACCCCUGACCUCCACGUGGUUCGAGCAUGUGUCCAUGCUGGUGAUCCUGCUCAACUGUGUGACACUGGGGAUGUUCCAACCCUGCGAAGACGUCACCUGCCAGACGGACUGGUGCCUCAUCUUACAGGUUUUGGACGACUGCAUCUUCGCCUUCUUCGCGGUGGAGAUGGUCAUCAAGAUGAUGGCCCUGGGGAUCUUCGGCUCCAAAUGUUACCUCGGCGACACAUGGAACCGGCUUGACUUCUUCAUCGUCAUGGCAGGGAUGAUGGAGUAUUCUCUGGACGGUCACAACGCCAGUCUCUCCGCCAUCCGUACGGUCAGAGUGCUCCGUCCACUCAGAGCCAUCAACAGAGUGCCCAGUAAGUGCAGCCUCCCCCCCCCCCCACCCCCCCCCUCCAAAGCUGCAUUACCCAGAAUGCUUCAUGUUUAAUAGGAAAUGAGCUACUUAAGGGAAAUGAAUCCCUGCACGCUGUGGUAAUAUAUUCCGGAGAUGACCUAUGCAACGGGUGAGCUCUGUGACUCAUCACUUGAAUGUGUUUUUCUGCGGUGUGUAAUGUCAAUCUUUUCACGCAAGUUGUCAGACCCGCGUUCUUUCAAGUGAAGUCCGAGGACCCAGGUUUUAAAAUAACACUGAAAUGAUCAGCCCACUCAAAAGAGGAACAGGA